GUAUUGUAUUCAAUGCUAAACCCAUACUAUCUCUCACACACUCAACACAACAUCACAUUUUAGCGAAAACGAGGAUUGAAUAGAAUUGGUAUUAAAGACUAGAAGAAUCAGUGAAGAGACUGAAGAGAUGUCGAUUUGGGCGCAAUUACAAGAACUGCCCGAAGAGGCUCAACAACAGGUGCAUAUGGCAUACGGGGAACAGUUCCCGAUCGAAGUUCGCUGCGCUUUAGCGCAAUGGAUAGAAGAGAAGCCGUGGAAGGAGUUGGACGCAGACAACCCACAGCACGAGGCGUACGCUUCCAGUUUGGUCUCGUCGAUGAUCCAAGAGAUCGAAGUGAAGGCAAACGCCACCGAAAACUUUGUCACCAAAUUUAAGUUAACGCAAAGCGCACAGAAUUUUCGUCUUAAUUAUUCGCACAAUCCCUUCAUAUUAGUCCGUAUUGUGAAACACUGUCUGAACACUGAGUCCAAAGUGAUUCAACAAUCGCAGAACUAUCUGAAUAUAUCAAACCACGAGACAAAGCCCGUCAUCCGAGACCCACAGCAAGAGAUCACUCAACAGAUGGAGAAAUUGCGGAAACAGACGGUCGAGACGGAGGAGGAGUUGCGUCGGAUGCGCGAAGAACAGGAACAGUUCAUCAUUCAGUUCCAGGAGAACCAGAAGAGACAGAUCACUAUCCAACAGCUCAAUUGCCAACAAAAUCAAAACAUUGAACUCAUCAACAAAUGGCAGAAAGAGAAGGACUCUCUGGACAACGCUCUCCGGAACAAAGCCUCACAACUGUUUCAGAUGCGAAUGGCUCUCAUUCAGAGACAUACCGACACUUUUGGCGCCCUUCAGAGUCUUCAGCAGCGAGUGCUCGACGAAGAGCUCAUCAAUUGGAAGCGCGCGCAACAACUUUGCGGAAAUGCAGUGCCUUUUGAUAACAAUUUGGAUCAAAUUCAAGAGUGGUGUGAAGUGUUGGCUGAAGUGAUUUGGGCCAACAGACAGCAGAUGAAGAGAAUCGCCGACAUGUGCUCGCAGUUGCCAUUGGGUCCCAACACUUCCAAUGGACACACCGAACAACUGCAACACUUGAACAAACAGAUCACGAGUUUGUUGUCCAAUUUGGUCACCUCUACGUUCAUCAUUGAGAAACAGCCGCCGCAAGUGAUGAAGACUAACACCCGCUUCACUUCGACGGUGCGACUGUUGGUCGGCGGCAAACUCAACGUGAAUAUGACUCCUCCGCAGGUGAAGGUGACGAUUAUCAGCGAAUCUCAGGCCAACGCCAUGAUUAAGAACGAUCAGGUGUCCAGCGGUGAGGCCAGCGGUGAGAUCCUCAACAACUCGGGAACAAUGGAAUACCACUCCGCGAGUCGACAGCUGUCCGUCAAUUUCCGGAACAUGCAGUUAAGGAAAAUCAAAAGAGCGGAGAAGAAGGGAACCGAAUCAGUGAUGGACGAGAAGUUCUCACUUCUCUUUCAAUCCAAAUUCAAUGUCGGCGGAGGAGAACUCGUCUUUCAAGUCUGGACCCUUUCCCUCCCGGUUGUGGUCAUUGUUCACGGGAAUCAAGAGCCCCACGCCUGGGCCACUGUUACGUGGGAUAAUGCGUUCGCCGCUCCCGGAAGGACUCCAUUUGUAGUGCCAGAGAAAGUGCCGUUCAGUCAAGUGGGAGAAGUGUUGAGCCAGAAAUUCAAGGGUGCGAUCGGAAGGGGUUUGAGUGAAGAAAAUUUGCGAUUCUUAGCGGGAAAAGCGUUCAGAAACCCGAACCUACAGGACUGGCCAAACCAAUUGCUCAGUUGGUCAUUGUUUAGCAAAGAGCCCCUUCCGGACCGUAGUUUCACAUUCUGGGAGUGGUUUUACGCCAUCUUGAAGGUGACUCGCGAGCACUUACGCGGCCUCUGGAAUGAUGGCUCAGUUAUGGGAUUUGUUUGGCGCCGACAGGCGGAGGAGAUGCUGUCCAAGAAGUCGAGCGGUACUUUUCUGCUGCGAUACAGUGACUCGGAAUUGGGUGGAGUGACAGUGGCCUGGAUUGCAGAGGGACAGGAGGGCAAUGAGACCUAUAUGUUACAGCCGUUUACCUCAAGAGACUUUCAGAUCAGAGGACUGGCCGAUCGGAUCAAUGACUUGAAACAUUUGACGUACUUAUACCCAGACAUACAAAAAGAUCAAGCGUUUUCCAAAUACUACACGCCAUUCAACGAUAGCCAACCCUCCUCUUCAAACGGAUACGUGAAGCCAGUAUUGGUUACAUUCAUUCCCGGGUGGUCGGGUAACAGUCCAUUUGACUCGUAUCCAAAUACCCCCCAAUCGGUAAUACAUAAUCCUCACUCUCCGAGCGACGGUUCGCUUUCAUAUCAUGACAACCCGUCAAUCCAUAGCUCAUCCAAUGACUGCGCUAUGAAUGCUGUCGGAGGAAUGGGAGGAACUGUUGACGAUUACACAGAUUUAAUGUCUAUGGAUUUGGUGUCAGAUCUGGAUGUUCCGGUCGACUUCUCCUCUAUUAAUGUCUCUGAUCUCAUGUCUUACAGCAAGUCUUCAUGAGAUCGUUAUUAACAGAUAAUAUAAAAUCAUUUAUUGCUAUCAUAUUUGAGUUUAACGUGAUUUUCCUUAUAUUGCAAACAUUUUAUAUAAAUAGUAAUUUUGUUUGCAAUUAUUAAUAGCAACUAAAAGCUAAAAUAUUUUUCAAUUAUUACAAGAGUGCAAUAUCUCUAAAAAUAACGCAUUUUAACUAUUAGUGCCAUAAAUGUUAUUAUUAUUAUCCACUUAUUUGUUCAGUACCUUUAGCUUCAAAUCCAUUCUCUAAGCCCUUAUAGUGCCUCACAUUCUGUUUAAAAAUUCAUAUUUUUCAGUACAAAGUGAUUGACAGAUCUCUCAAAAGUUAUUGAAUGUUAUUUUUAUCAUAUUCUGUGAAAGCUAUGAUAAAAAUGAUAAACAAAUCACAAGAGUUUUUGGGAAAAAAAUAUUUUAUUCAUAACUAUUUAUUAUUAUUUGAAAUUUACUCGUUCUUAACAAAAAAUAUGUUUUCUUAUAUUAUUGACUUUUCAUAAUUUUUAAUUCAAUCGUA
Messenger RNA from Medioppia subpectinata, 3050 nucleotides. The record is from the annotation of a GenBank genome assembly. Lineage: Eukaryota; Metazoa; Arthropoda; Arachnida; Sarcoptiformes; Oppiidae.